UUUUGCCAACAUUUGAAGCAAAAACCAAAUCCACUCAAUCGCCCAUUUCUUUCUGUACACGGUCACCUCUUUCUUCUCCAUUUUCACUCUCUUUUUCUCUUGCCCUACCUUUCCCUUUCUUCCUUUCGCCGAUCACCCACUGUUUCUCAUCCAUCAAACUCAGCACAUUCACCAUUCCAAACUUCUUCUCUUUUCACUUUCUUCAACCCCAUUUUAUUUCACCUCUCUCUUCUUCUUUUUCCCCUUUCUGAUUCAUUCUCUAAAUACCCAGUUAGGAUUCUCUCUGUUUUCUCUCCUUUUCAUUUCCCCCUCUAUUGCUUUUCUUUUUCUUCCCUUCCCUUAUGAGCUCUGUCAAGCUCACAGUCCCACCGUUUCCCUGCUACUUCCUCUGUACUUUACUUCAAUCGAUUUAGAUCUGACUUUGUUCGAGGAAAUCUAGCCGUUAUCUGUUACUUCGAUUCAUUGGGCGUUUCGGCUUAAUUCUAUUUACUUGCUUGCCGUUUAUUUGAGUUACUUCUCUUAAAUUUCUCCCGUUGGUUUGUGGCUAGAUCGUUGAUUACAUGAAAUGGGUUUCUCUUUUGAGCUUGUUUUGAUUGUUUCUGAGCAAUAUUAGAAUAUACUUCGAAUGAUUUCCAUUCUUUCUUCUUCUUUUUACACGAGGCCAGUUGGGAUUCUGGCCAAUUUGUUGUUGGUCGCUUUAAUAACAGCAUUGGAGAUUUUGGCAGAGGAGUGAGUGACAGAAAUAGUAGCUUUGUGCGAGUUAUCAAUCUGAGGUUAAGUGCAUUUUUCGGAAUGAUAGGGCGUAAAGCGAAUGUGGGUGGCUUUUUAAAUCCGUCAUGGAUGAGGAAGAACAUGAAUUCUCAUUCAGGAAGGAUGUUCAGCGAUAGAAAAUGGAUUGUUCCGUUCUUUGCAAGUCUGCUCAUUUCAGUUACCCUGCUUCUAACAGCUACUUUAGGGUUGUUUAUUCCUUCACAAAGUGAUGAGCCAUUGCCAUUGGAUGCUGUUUCGUUUGUAAAAGAGGAGGAUUCGAGUGGUUUUUUCAUUGAGCCUGAAUUAAGAAGUUCAUUGAAAGAAACAAAUGGUGUUGUGAAAAUGGAACCUCCAAGAUUAGCCUAUCUAAUUUCGGGUACAAAAGGCGACAGUCGGAGAAUGAUGAGGACUUUGCAGGCUGUAUAUCACCCAAGAAAUCAAUAUGUUCUGCACAUGGAUCUGGAGGCUCCACCUCGAGAAAGAUUGGAGCUGACGAAUCUAGUGAAGGCUGAUUCAACAUUCAAUGAGGUAGAGAAUGUGCGUGUAAUGGCUCAAUCAAAUUUGGUUACAUAUAAAGGUCCUACAAUGAUUGCUUGCACGCUUCAAGCAAUAUCGAUUUUGUUGAAGGAGAGUCUGGAUUGGGACUGGUUUAUAAAUUUAAGUGCUUCAGAUUAUCCAUUGAUGACACAAGAUGAUUUGCUUCAUGUGUUUUCCAACUUGACUAGAAAUUUCAAUUUUAUUGAGCAUUCGCAGAUUGCGGGGUGGAAAUUGAGUCACCGAGCGAAACCAAUCAUCAUCGAUCCAGGUCUUUACUUAUCCAAAAAGUCGGAACUUGCUUGGACAACUCAAAGACGCUCACUUCCAACAUCCUUCAAGUUGUUUACAGGUUCGGCAUGGGUAAUGCUGACACGAUCAUUCGUUGAGUAUUGUAUAUUGGGAUGGGAUAAUCUCCCACGAACCAUCCUCAUGUACUACACAAAUUUUCUCUCAUCGCCCGAGGGCUAUUUUCACACUGUAAUCUGCAAUAACGACGAAUUUAGACACACUGCAGUAAGCCAUGACCUCCAUUACAUUGCUUGGGACAAUCCUCCAAAGCAACAUCCACUCUCUUUGACAAUGAAGGACUUUGAUAAAAUGGUGAAUAGCAAUGCCCCAUUUGCUCGAAAGUUUGCCAAGGAUGAUUCCGUCUUGGACAAGAUAGAUAAAGAACUGCUUGGCAGAACGAGCAGAUUUUCUCCAGGGGGAUGGUGUAUCGGGAGCUCGGAAGGCGGUGCUGACCCGUGCUCGGUACGUGGAAACGAUUCUGUGUUCACGCCAGGCCUCGGGGCUGGCCGGUUGCAACAGCUUCUUCAUUCACUGUUGUCCGAAGAAAUUUUGAAAAAACAGUGUACAUGACAAAAUAGGUAUAAGAAAAGCUCACAGUUUUACAUCUCAAUUGUAUAUCAUUGCAUCCAUAGAAUUAUGAGGCUAUUAAAAAUGACCCAAUUUUGCUUUUUCCAAAUUUUAA
Messenger RNA from Cucumis sativus (cucumber), 2257 nucleotides. RefSeq names its product beta-glucuronosyltransferase GlcAT14B. Gene Ontology annotation, molecular function: glucuronosyltransferase activity. The transcript has 4 exons. Bases 793 to 2145 code for a protein of 450 amino acids. The record is from RefSeq and is a predicted model, not a curated record. NCBI's taxonomy places the organism in Eukaryota, Viridiplantae, Streptophyta, Magnoliopsida, Cucurbitales, Cucurbitaceae. Gene Ontology annotation, cellular component: membrane.